AUGCUCUCGGAGGAAUCCAUAAUUGUACAAGACGACUUUAUGAGAAUCAAGGAACAUCACAUAAGUGCCGUUCCUGGAACUCCUUCCACAACUGCUUCUACUCCACAAACAAACUUGCGGUACUUGCAUCAUUCUGGGUCCAUGAGCAACAUGCCAAAGAUAAAAUCAUUGCUGUCAUCAGAUGAUGAUAGUAGCGAAACAUCCGAAUUAGAAGUGUCAAGGAGGAGCGGCCCUGGCUCUAUACGGAUGAGAAAGAGAGUAAAAUUUCAAGAACUGAUAAAAAUCAAGAUGGUGGAGAAACCCGACCCUUUGGUGGUUCAAAAACAACGAAAGCGUAAAGAGGAAUUAGCAGCCAUUGACAACAAACUGAAAAUGGAUGCCAUUGGCGUUGUAGGUCGUCAAGAAGAAUCCAAGACCUUGAAGGAAUGCUUAGAGAGAAUGGUGACAGCCAAGAGAUCCUUCGACAAGGCGAUGAAAUUUGACUCUGGAUUCCUGAAAAUCCCAUCCAAAGAACUCGUACUCAUUCGAGGGAAUGGGGGUGUGGGCAAGACAACGGUAGCUCGGAAAUUGAGGUCUUUUGUGGCCCGGUCCAAAGGAGGACUCUUUGUCGAAGGAAAAUUUGAUGUUGACAGCAAGGUACCAUUUGUUGCGAUUGCCAACAUGUUCCGAAAAGUCUGUCGAGAAAUUCUGUCCAUGUGCGAGCAGUCGGCAUCGCACAUUGGUGACAUCUUAUACACCGAGCUUGGGGACCAACGGGAUAUCCUCCUGUGUUUGGUUCCAGAGCUCGCUGAGAUUCUUGGGGAUCAUAUAGACAGUGAUGAUGAGGAUUCGGGUUCAGGCACCGAAACGUUUGAUGCAGAACAUGUUCAGCAACGCUCUAAGUACGCCUUUCGAGUGCUCAGCCGAGCGCUCAGUGCGGUAGUAUCCCCCUUGGUCUUGCUCAUAGAUGAUAUCCAGUGGGCAGACAUGGCGUCGAUGGACUUUGUCAAUCACCUAAUCUGUGACGAACAGAACCCGAAUCCGUUCAUGAUCAUUGGGUGCUAUCGAUCCAAUAACAAUGACGAGAUGCUUCCACCCAACAGCCCACUUAUGGAGCGGAUACAAUCCAUGACGGAAAGCCAAGACAACUUUCGUUACAACCUCACUGAAAUUUCAUUGAAAAAUUGUACGUUUGAUAAUGUGCAGGAGAUGCUAAUGGCCAUGAUGUCCAUCGAUGAUAAAGAUAAAGUGGAAGGAUUGGCAGAGAUUUGCUUCAAGCGGACCAAGGGCAAUCCUUACUUUGUGAUUGAGUUUAUGGAAACGCUGACUCAUGAAUGGCUUCUGAAAUUCAAUCUUGUAAGCUGGAAAUGGACCUGGAACGAGAAGGAAAUUGAAAAGAGGACUUUUUCCACUGGCCGGCUUGUGGACAUGCUUCAAUCUCGAAUACAGCACCUCUCCGUUCCAGCAAAGACUUUUCUGCAAUGUGCAGCAUGCCUUGGAUCGUUCUUUCAAAAGUCGAUAAUGACGGUGAUUUGGAACGAAUACUACAAUGGGAGCGAAGCUGCUUCUGUAGAAGAUUUGAUCAAGACGCUGUCGGAUCAACGCAUCAUCGAGCAGGCUAGUACCGGAGAUUACGACGAUGACUUUAAUAACGGCGAUGACGAUAGUGACGAUAGCGAUGAUACAUUUCAAUGGGUUCAUAACAUAAUCCAAGAGGUGGCACAAGAUCUACUCCUACUCAAUGGAUCUAACAAGUCGGUUCGGCCAAAAGUUGGAAGGAUAUUGCUACAUUUCUUGGACAAGGAGCAGUUACAAGAUCAUCUUUUCAUUGUUGCUGACUUGAUCAAUCAUGGCGAGGUAACUGCUGGCAAUGCCAUCGAGUGUGCAACAUUAAAUCUACGGGCAGCUAGGAAGGCAAGGAAUAUUGCCGCAUUUCAAAGCGCCAGUAGCUACGCUUCCAAUGGGAUCCUAGUGUUACCACGAGAUAAGUGGACCAGUCAUCGAGAGUUGACGGUUGAAUUGUGUACCAUGGGGGCUAUGAUGGAACUGGCGUUGGAGAAUGGAGAAGCCUUUGAUGACUACAGUGCAAUGGUUUUUGACCAGAAAGACUGUACAGAGAUCGAAGCUAUGCCACUGAAGGUUUCUCGCGUCUGCAAACUGAGCACAGUCGACGUGGAAUACCAAGAAGCUGUCGACUAUGGCUUGGCGACCUUGAAAGAUUGGGGAACCAGCAUACUCCGCACAAAAUGGAGGCUUCCACUGCAGGCUAGGACAAAGCUAUCAAAGACGAUUUGCAUGGCCAAGUCUGCUCCAGCACCGGAAGACAUCCAUGACACUCUGGGAACAAUUACUGAUCCAGAGCUUCUAAACACCAUGAAGAUGUUGUCCAAUUUGGGAAAUGCGUGCUGGGUCUCCAAACAAGUAUUUCUAAACAUUUUGGUCAUUUGCAAGAUUGUCGAGCUCACAUUGAAACACGGGCUGAACGAUGCUGCUGCUCCUGCGUUUGCGUCUCUUGGGAUGCUGACUAUAGCUGUUCGCCACGAUGUGAAAACAGGUUCCCGGUUUGCUCGACUGGCACUCGCGAUACAAGAUCACAUGAAUGCAUCCAGUAAAGCCGAGACGCUCUUCAUUGCCUACACGUACUGCCUCUGUCAUACUGAGUCCUUAGAAAGCAUGGCGCUUCCAUUUAGUAGGGCAUACUCUAGUGGAUUGAGCGUUGGUCGAAAUGAUUAUGCCGUCUGGUCAUUGGUUUGCAAUCGAAUACUUGUUCCAUGGAUGUUGGGAAAGUCAUUGGUAUCUCUUCGUGGGUACUGUCCAGAAGUCCUUUCCCAGGCGGAAGAUGUCUCGCAAAGGGUACAGGGAACUGUGGUGAAGAUUUUUUGGCAAGCGAUGAUCAAUUUCUUUACCUCGUCCCCUGAUGGUAGUAGCGAGCCAAUGGAUGUACGCCAGCUAUCCCAGUUGGAAGGCAAGAUCUUUAGCGCCAAGAAUUACAAAGGCACCGACGUGGUGGCGUUGGCGUGCGUUCAUUUGGUGCAGGGAGAAUUGUUGCUCUUUUUCGAUGUCGAAAAAGCAGGUGAGCGGGCCUUAGAACAUGGCGACAGGUUUGUCAACGAUGCUCCAGCCAUGUUCAUUGGAGUUAUGGAAACCUUCCAUCGGGCAGUGGCAUUGUAUGCAAUGGCGAGGAAGACCAAAAAGCGCAAGUAUAGGAAGGCCGCGAUUGGUCUUCGAAAGAGAAUCGAAAAAAUGCAGGACACUGGAAACCCCAAUGUCAAGCAUUAUGAUAUCUUUCUGAAUGCCGAACAGGCAGCCUUGGACAACCGAAACGACUUGGCGGAGACAAGAUAUCGAAGAGCAAUUGUAUACGCCGCUCGAACGGGACAUUUGCAUCACACGGCAUUGUUCAAUGAGCGGUAUGCGGAAUUCUUGAACGAUGUGAAAGACGAUGAAUACGAGGCGAGGCAUCGUAAGAAUGAAGCAAUUCGGUUUUAUCGCGAAUGGGGGGCUUUUGCGAAGGCUUCUGAGCUAUCAAAAGAAUUAUAG
This is a messenger RNA of Cylindrotheca closterium, 3519 nucleotides long. The record is from the annotation of a GenBank genome assembly. NCBI's taxonomy places the organism in Eukaryota, Bacillariophyta, Bacillariophyceae, Bacillariales, Bacillariaceae.